CUUGGAUCAAAAUGGCGGCCGCUUUGGCGGCGGCCGGAGCAAAGCGAAGCGGGGGGAGUCGGAGGAGCCCUCGGCUCUGGGAGUAAGCAGCCGUCGGAGGAGGAGGAGGGCGGCGAAGCGGGAUGGAGGCUCCGGGCGGCAGUUGAGGACGGCCUGGAAAUGGAGGCAAAGAUCCCGCCUGAAUUGUGUCAUAACUUUUAUGAUGGAUUAUGGGAUUGUGCGCUGAUGAGUCCGCAAAUGGAAUGCCUGAGUGACUGAAGAAAAUGGGUGCUAAUGCUUCGAACUACCCUCAUUCGUGUUCCCCAAGGGUAGGGGGAAAUUCUCAGGCACAACAGACAUUCAUAGGAACAUCAUCCUACUCCCAUCAAGGCUAUGGUUGUGAAUCUAAACUGUAUAGCCUUGACCAUGGUCAUGAAAAACCUCAAGACAAGAAGAAGAAAAGCUCUGGCCUUGCUACCCUCAAAAAGAAAUUUAUUAAGCGCCGAAAGUCUAGCCGGUCUGCUGAUCAUGCCAAGCAGAUGCGGGAGCUCCUUUCAGGCUGGGAUGUUAGAGAUGUCAAUGCAUUAGUGGAAGAAUAUGAAGGGACGUCAGCCUUAAAAGAGCUUUCUCUACAAGCUAGUUUGGCAAGACCAGAAGCCAAAACACUACAGAAGGAUAUGGCUGAACUGUACGAGUUUAAAUAUUGUACGGAUGUAGAUCUCAUAUUUCAAGAGACUUGUUUCCCUGUGCAUCGUGCAAUUUUAGCUGCAAGGUGCCCAUUUUUUAAGACCCUGCUUUCUUCUUCACCAGAAUACGGUGCAGAGAUUAUAAUGGAUAUCAACACAGCUGGGAUAGACCUGCCCAUGUUUUCAGCUUUGUUACACUACCUAUACACAGGAGAAUUCGGAAUGGAGGAUUCAAGAUUUCAAAACGUUGACAUCCUCAUGCAGCUUAGUGAGGAAUUUGGUACACCAAAUUCUUUGGAUGUUGAUAUGCGAGGACUGUUGGACUAUAUGUGUUACUAUGAUGUGAUUCUCAGCUUUGCAUCUGACUCUGAACUGGUUGAAGCUUAUGGUGGAAGUCAGGGCUGCUUAGAUGAGGAGCUCAGAGCACACAAAGCUAUAAUUUCAUCACGGUCGCCGUUUUUUCGGCAUUUGUUGCAACGGAGGAUACGGACUGGUGAAGAAAUCACAGAUAGAACGCUAAGGACUCCAACAAGAAUUAUACUGGAUGAAUCUAUUAUACCAAAAAAAUAUGUGAGAGUAAUUUUAAACUGUAUGUACACAGACUUGGUGGAUCUCUCUAUUUUGCACAGCAGUCCUUCAGUGGGAAGUCUUAGUGAAGUUCAGGCUCUUGUAGCAGGAAAGCCAAGCAUGACAAGAGCUGAAGAAGCUAUGGAACUUUAUCACAUAGCACUCUUUUUGGAGUUCACUAUGCUUGCGCAAGGUUGUGAGGAUAUUAUUGCUGAGAGCAUCUCAUUAGACACUUUAAUUGCCAUUCUCAAGUGGAGUUCUCAGCCAUAUGGCUCUAAGUGGGUACACCGCCAAGCACUGCAUUUCCUCUGUGAGGAGUUUACCCAGGUCAUGACUUCUGAAGUCUUUUAUGAAGUCAGCAAAGACCACCUGCAAACAGCUAUCCAGUCUGACUACUUACAGGCAAGCGAGCAAGAUGUCCUGAAGUACCUUGUUAAAUGGGGUGAACAUCAGUUGAUGAAAAGAAUAGCAGAUCGAGAGCCUAAUUUGCUGAGUGGCACAGCUCACAGUGUGAACAAACGAGGUGUGAAGCGGCGAGAUCUUGACAUUGAAGAAUUAAAAGAGAUCCUUUCUACUCUCCUACCAUUUGUCCGCAUUGAGCACAUUUUGCCAAUGAAUAGUGAAGUGUUAACAGAUUCUAUGAAGAGAGGUCUCAUUAGUACUCCUCCUUCGGACAUGUUGCCAACUGCGGAGGGUGGAAAGUCAAAUGCAUGGUUGCGACAAAAGAAUGCAGGAAUUUAUGUGAGACCAAGACUGUUUUCACCCUAUGUGGAGGAGGCAAAGUUGGUUCUAGACGAGAUGAUGGUGGAACAGACUGACCUCGUUCGUUUACGGAUGGUUAGAAUGUCCAAUGUACCAGAUACCCUCUACAUGGUAAACAAUGCAGUUCCCCAGUGCUGUCAUAUGAUCAGUCACCAGCAAAUCAGCAGUAACCAAUCCAGUCCUCCUUCUGUUGUAGCCAAUGAAAUCCCAGUUCCUCGCCUGUCAGUUGUUAAGGAAAUGGUCAAAAGACUGCAGGAGCUCCGUCAUACUGAGCAGGUGCAAAGAGCAUAUGCUCUUAAUUGUGGAGAAGGGGCCACUGUCAGCUAUGAGAUCCAGAUCCGUGUACUGAGGGAAUUUGGACUUUCUGACUCUGCUGCUGAGCUCUUGCAGAAUCCUCACAAGUUCUUUCCAGAUGAACACUUUGGGGAUGAAAGCCCACUUCUGACCCUGAGACAGUCAGGACGGUGUCGUGUGAACAGCACACCCACUGCAGAAACCAUGUUUACAGAACUGGAUUCUUUUGUGGCCUUCCAUCCACCAUUGCCCCCUCCGCCGCCUCCGUACCAUCCACCAGCUACUCCAAUCCACAACCAGUUUAAAGUCAGUUGGAAGCAAAGGGGACAGAGCCAGCAUCCUUCCCGGUCCUUCUCUUAUCCCUGUAACCAUUCAUUGUUUCACACCAGGGCAGCCCCCAAAGCUGCCCCACCCAUCUAUUUAUCUGGUGUCAAAGCCACACCUCCUGAUUGCACUAACAUAACAACAGGAAUGGGAAGACAGACAGUUGCUGCUGCAGCAGCUGUGAUGGCUGCUGAAAAGCAAGUGAGUACCCCACCUGUGCUCAAUGAGCUGGUGCCAGAUAUUGCAAUGGGCGUGUCGACAAUGUCUCUCAAGGACAGGAGGCUGCCAGAGCUUACUGUUGACACCGAACUGAGCCAGCCUGUUCUAGAGGUUGGGCCCGGAGCACCACAACACAUUUCAUGCAUUCAGACAAGGCACAUACACAGUUCCCGGAAAAAACAUUCAAUUGAACAAAAGCUAGAUACCAGAGAGAAUCAACAGGAGUAUCCUGACUUCUAUGAUUUCUCCAGUGCUGCGUGCAGACCUUCCACUCCAGCCCCUGGCAGGCACACUCCUUCACCUUCUCAAGGUAUCUAUUAUGGCCCAGAUUUGUAUAGCCACAAUAAAGCAUCACCCAGUGGCUUGAAAGCAACCCACUUAUCUAAUCACAUCUCUCCAAAAAAGCCAGAAGACUCUAGGAGAGAAUAUGCACUUUCGCAAGAAGGGCAUCCACACAGACAGAAGAAUGAACCAAUACACCUUGAUGUCUUAGAACAGCCUCCCCAGCGGUUGGACUUGGCAUUGGCUGCCCAGGACAACACAGGGAAUGUGCCAGUUCAUGCAAGAGGGCGAACAAAAAUAGAAACAGACCUAACCUAUGGGCUAACAUCUGGCCGUCCUUCUCUGCCUGCAUACAAUUCAGAGAUCCACGAAGAGCAAUUGAGCCGGCGAUUGGCAGACAUUGAGCCUCUGGAGCAUGAAGCACAGAGAAAUGCAGAUUUGGAAAGAGAAGAGGCAGUGAGCAGAGGCAGAAGGUCUCCAAGCAAACCUGACUUCCUGUAUAAGAAAUCUGCCCUCUGAAAACCACCUCCACUUCUUCUCUGUGCCUAAAGAGUUGUGAAAUAUCCAUUCUUUGCAAUCAUUGGCCUGACGUUUGUGGCCAAAUUCAUUUAAAUGCCAGCCGCUACAUUAUUUGUUUUUUAUUUUUUGUAUAUACAUGGCUUCAUUAGAGAUGGCAUGCUACCAGUUCAUUUGGAAUGCUGCUUCAGGGUUUGUGUUCUGAACAGAUUUUUGAAAAGAUAUUUUAGCUGGCACCUUUACAAAAAAAAGAGGAAAAGGUGGCCUUUUGCACCUGUACAUUAAUUUUAUUGGGUUUUGCAUUAGUAUGUUUAAACUUUUACUUUCAUAUUUUAAAGGACUGUAUGUUCAUACUCUUCAUGGUGACUUUUUAAAGGAAAAAAAAUCUUUCACCUCCUGGUUUCUUGUGUGCAUUGGUUGCACACGUGAGAUGUAUUUUCUUAUAUAAGAUGGUGACAAUGUCUGUCUUUAUUUUUGAAUGACUAUAGGAAUUCCAAAGAACAGCACAUCUCAGUAACUGCUCUGGUUAGGUCUGAAACCUUUCUGGUCUACCACUAGUGCAAGAAUCCAGCCUAGUUUAUAUGUUCUGUUUACCAACUCCAUGACAGCUAGUCUUCUUAUUGAUGUAGCAAAUGCUCAGUAACAAUUAGAGCUGGGAUUUUUGGUUGCAGAGGUGAGUAUAGUUCCCUUAAGGCUCUGGCAUUCUCCCCCUUUCAAAACCUGGAACCUCUGAGAAGCACUUACUUUCCCCAUGCCACCCCCUUGUUACCCAUCUAAUACCACAACCAGUAAUUGGUAUUGUAAACAAUCUCAUCAAGUUUUCCUUUAAAAAAAAAAAAUAAGGAAAGGUGAGGUUUCAUACAAGCCCAGGAGGGAAGCAGGGAUGCUGCCACUGCCGCCACCUCUUAAUAUCUGAGAUGAGUGUUAAUACCUUGAGGAAGAAUGCUUCCUCCCUUCUUUCUUCUGCCUCUAAGAAACCAAGGGCUUCAAGUCUUGAUGUUGUCACUGAGUGAUCCUGACACUGUAAAAUCUCUAGUUCUGUGGACUGAAUUCACAACCUGAAGAGUAACAGUUAUAGCUUCCAUAACUGUAAGCAACCUAGCACUUACGUUUUGUUUAUUCCAACCUCUUGAGUGUAUUGGGGGGGGGGGGGGUGUCGUCAGUAGAGAUAGGAAAGGUGUGUGUAUGGAGGGGGUAGGAACACAAAGUCGAGAUGCAGGGCUGAUAGUUCAGACAUGCUUAGCCGUGCCUGUUGCCACUAACUAUGGCCACUUCAGCAGUCAGCAUUUGCAAGUACUUGAUCACAUCUUUCUCUUGCAAGUGCUGGAAAGGUCUGAGUACCACUGUGUGGUGACUUGUUUUAAAGCCUAACUUGAUAUGGUGGUCAGAUCUAAAAUAUAGCUCUUCCAUCACCUGAACACCUCAGUCAGAAUAUUAUCAAACAUAUCUGACUCUGUUUUUGGAUACUUGACUCUGUUGACAUGUAAACUUUGUUUCAAUCUUUGAUCAGUUUUGUUCUCGGUGUUUUUUGUUUUGUUUUUUUAAGCAUCAGCUUUUGUCCUUAUCACCUAUCUCUUUUAGGGGAAAAACACUGUUAAAACAAGUUCUGGAGCUGCGGGUGUGCAUAUAUGUAUGUGAGAGGAGAAGAUAAUAUCUGCAACUUUUACACCACAUUAAUCUUUCUACUACACGGUAAAAAUGUGUAGCAUUUUGACAGAAUGCAAAGCCUCUCAUCUUAUGCCUUUUAAAAUACAUUCUGUGGAUAGUUGAAAUCAAUAAUAUGGUUUCUGUGGUGGGUUAAACAGUGCUAUUGUUCAAAUGUCUCAUUUUUAAUGGCUUACUGGCAGAGAACAAACAAGUGAAGCUUAAAACUAUUUAAUAAAAUUAUGCUCCAUCAAAUUCUUUUCAAGAUCUUUUAAACUUAAAUUGGCUCUCUAAUAUUUGGCUUUCAGGAACAAGGGGACCAAAACAUAUUUUUGCCACAAGUAAAAAUUAGAGCUCACUGUGCCAUCUUGUCCAAUGCAUUUUUUGCAUUGUCUCAUGGGCCAGAAUCCAAUUAUGUACUUCCACUGGGACCUGUAUGUUUCCACUUGAACAUACAGUCUCCACUCCCUCUUGCAAUCCCCAAUAUGCUCAAAAAACAGAUCCUCUGGGUCAGGUUUUUGACUCCUGCACUGGGAAGACAAGAGUCCCAAUUCCACCAGCACUGGUUACAAGAGCACACUGUUAUAUUUUAUUCAUGGUAUGGGAAGUUAGUAUGAUUCUUUGAUAAUAGUUUUUGCCAUGUAGAGAGCGUAGAAUAGGACUGUCUUUGUUCUAAUAGUUUCCAAGCAUGCAGACAACAAUCCACAGAGAAACCUAUAAUCACCAUUUUACAUGUUCUACUGCUGCAGGUAGUUUAUUUUAUCCAGUCCCAAAAUGGAGCUAGUAGACCUCUGAAAAUUGGUAAUGCAAUGUGACCAGUUCUGUACUUGAGAUACUUAUGGGGAAAUCUCAGUAGCGCUAUAGUAGUCUUCUCCAAUUUGGUCCCCUCCAGAUUGCCAUAGUAAGAUUCUCAUUAUCUUCAGUUAGACAAUUGGAGGUGGUGAGGCUUACAGUGCAAUUUAUCUUGAGGAGACAAGAUUGAAGGAAGUUGGGAUAUAGGGAUGGCGUAGAUAAAUCUGUAAAGAUUUAGUUUACACAUGGUUUGUAUUAUGGAAUAGCAUGCUGAAAAGCACUGAAAUGUAUAUCUUCUCCCAGAUACAAAACUGCAGCUUUUCAGAUUAUAUAGGCUGCCACCUUACAAUACAGUAAUUUUCUAGAUGAAAGUAAAUCCUGGGAAUGAACAGAAUUUUGUAGCAGGUUUAAAGACAAUUGAGCUAUUUAGCAUUAAAUUGGUAAGGGAGUUAUAAAAAUGCCAGCAAGAGAAAUAUUUGAAGCAGCAAGAUACUGGUUUCUUACCUCUAGGGCUUUAAUUUAGACUUAGUAUUUUAUUGCAAUCUGUAAACACACUAAUCCCCAUACCUUUUCUUUUCCUUGUUAAACUAGAUCCAUUUCCUUAGGAGCUAUAAUAUUGGAUAGGAUCAGUUGUAGCUUUGCAAAUCCUCUGGGUAGCUCUUUUAUUGAUGAUCCAAACAAGAUACCCUCCUAUAUUCCUCUUGUGCUUCCUUAAGAGAAGGCGUCUUUUCUGUGUUGAUAUCUGUAUGUGUCUGUAAACAGGAGAUAUGAAUGGGUGGCCUGUUAAAAAUCCAGCUUAAGUGCCCAUAGCCAGUAAGGUCAAAGGAACACAACUAUUUUGUCAAGGAGUUAAUUUGGCCUAAGAACAAAUUGAUCAAAUUUGUGCCAUAACUGAAAUUACUUUUGCCUUCUGCUGGACAGAUGGUUUACUCAGCGCUUCAAUUACGCAGUCCUUUUGUCCUCCAAAAAGCAGAGCUUGUGAAGCCACAAGUCCCAGUUGUUCAGUGUUGUAGUAAUCAAUAGCUAUGUUGUAUUUAGCAUUUUCAAAGCACAGUACCAUUUUAGCAGCUUUAAGAAAUAAUCAUCCUUUGAUUGCAUGAAGCACUUUUGAAUAAAUUAUUGAAAUCUGCAAGUGUUCAGUAACCAUACAGCUGUGGCUUUGAAGGAGAAAUAAUUGCUUACUGAACAGUUGGUAUAGGAUGAAAUACGCUUCAGAAUGGAAACCUAAAACUAUAAUCUUGGCUAAUUGUGCUGCAACAGUACAGAGUCUUGUCCAAAAGUGGUUUGUUAUAUGCAUCCUGCAAGGGGGAAACUGUGUGUUUUCUCUUCUGUGGCUGGGAUCUAGAGGACUGUAUAUAUACACAUAAUACAUUUCCAUGCACAUGUGUAUUUAAUUUUUUUUACUAGAAAAGAUGUGAAAUGUUACUGCUCGUUGACUUGUAGGGGAAGAACUUUUCAUGACUUAAGGGAGAGGUUGAAAAGCCAUUGUGCAGAAGUUGCACUCUGGAUCCUAGCCAUUGUGUUUACAAAUAGAUCUUCUAAAAGAAUACUGUGUGAGUUGUUUCUUCAGUUAUCCUCAUUGUCCCAUGAGGUUACAAUAACUGCCUCUAACCAUCUAUUGAUUUCCUAUUUUACUCUAUGUCUUUGGUAUUUUUUUCUGCCUGUAAUAAGAGGGAGAGAGAGAACGAACACUGGCCCUUUCUUAUUUGGUUAUUUUU
Sceloporus undulatus (fence lizard) is the source of this 7783-nucleotide messenger RNA. RefSeq names its product BTB domain containing 7 (gene BTBD7). Lineage: Eukaryota; Metazoa; Chordata; Lepidosauria; Squamata; Phrynosomatidae. Gene Ontology annotation, biological process: morphogenesis of a branching epithelium. The transcript is spliced from 11 exons. The record is from RefSeq and is a predicted model, not a curated record. Bases 264 to 3632 code for a protein of 1122 amino acids. Gene Ontology annotation, molecular function: protein binding.